GAGAAAACGCAGAAACCGUUUUCAUUUUUCAUUUCAUUUCAUUUUCAUUUUUCAAAUGCAUUUCAACCGAAAAAUGCAUUUUAAAAGUAUUUAUUUAAAGUGUGAAAGAAGAAUAAUUAGAAGAACAUGGAUAUUUUUGUUCCAAUAGCUUAUUAUGUCAGCACAGAAACUCAGCAUGGGAAGUGAAUUUGUUACUGAAGUGCCAAGCUCUCUCAAGCAGCUUGCACGUCUGGUGGUCCGAGGCUUUUACAAGAUAGAGGAUGCUCUUAUUAUUGAUAUGCUGGUCAGAAACCCAUGUAUGAAGGAGGACGACAUCUGUGAAUUACUCAAAUUUGAGCGCAAGAUGCUUCGAGCAAGGAUAGACACAUUGAAAAAUGACAAGUUUAUUCAGACAAAGAUGAAAAUGGAAACAGGUCCAGAUGGAAAAGCUCAAAGGCAAAACUAUUACUACAUCAACUACAAGAUAUUUGUCAAUGUAGUCAAGUACAAGCUAGAUCACAUGCGUCGGAAAAUGGAAACUGAAGAACGAAAUGCAACCAGCCGGUCAAGUUUCAAGUGCCCGAGCUGCGAGAAAACCUACACUGAUUUGCAGGCGGACCAGCUGUUUGACCCGGCCACCGGCGAGUUUCUAUGCACGUUCUGCAACACGGCUGUGGAAGAAGACGAGGCGGCCAUGCCGCGCCAGGACUCGCGCAUGAUGCUCGCUCGGUUUAACGAGGUUAUGGAGCAGCUGUUCGUGCUGCUGCGGGAGGUGGAAGGUAUAAAGCUGGCGCCGGAGAUUCUGGAGCCGGAGCCGAUCGACAUCCAGGACAUUCUGCACCGCGACGACCGGAAGAAGGCGCGCAGGGACGGCCCGGCCGGCGCCGACGGCAUAUGGUCCGGAGAGGCCACGCGCAACGCCGGCUUCAACGACGAGACCACGGUCAACAUCAACAUGGAGGAGGAGGGUGCCGCGGCGCCGGAAUCGACGCGCAAGGAGCGGCCCGUCUGGAUGAUGGAGAGCACCGUCAUCACGGAGGACGCGGACGCCACCGAGACGGCCGCCGACACGGAGGCGGCCGGCGCCGGCGGCGACGAGCGCGGCCGCGACGACAUCAUGUCUGUGCUGCUGCAGCACGAGACGCGCGAGAGCCGCCGGCCCGUGGUGCCCGGCCAGGACAGCAGCGACGAGAGCGAGCCGGAGGUGGUGGCGCCGCCGGCCGCCAAACCUGUUGCCGAGGCGAGCGACGUGGAGGAGUUCAUGGACUCGGACGACGACGACACGUCGCCCACCGUCCAGGUCGGCGCCGAGCGCAUCGCCAUCAGUGACGUCACCGAUGACGUCAUCGCGCGGAUGACGGCCGACGAGAAGGAGGCCUACAUCUUGGCCUACCAGGACUACUACUCGCACAUCCACGAGUAACGUGCCGGUGUUAGUGUACUGUGUCUCAUCAACUGUGUCAUUGCUAUGAGUGUUUCAUGUUGGUCAUAUCGUCGACAUAACCCAUCAUGUUUCAUUGAAGAGAGUUGGGCUCGGUAGGUCAGCCGUCAGACCCAAGCAGGGCGCCUGGGACUGUCUUGGACGUUCGAGUCGCCAGCUUUGGACGUACAAACACCGAGGGAGCUGGGCUAAGGCUGGCAGGGUCGCUUCCCGCUAUUGUGUGUCAGGGAUCCAAAAGUGCAUCAUCAAAAGCAUGUGGUGCGUAUAGCCUUGUGAUCUAUUAGUAGGGCGGUGUGCGUUGGCUAGCCGUGCGGUUGGUCCUGGUGCGGCGAGUCGAGCUAUCCGGUACCGGUAGGCUAGUGCGGCGAGCCAAGCUGUGUGGUUGCUCGGCCUAUCGAUGGAGAGCGACCACAUUGGCUGAUGGUCCGGCCGGCUGGCCUGGCGUGGUCAGUCGGGAAUCGGCGCUGCUAUUGGCUGCGAUCUUUGCUGAUCGACCUACUCCUUGGUAGGCGCUGGUGUUAUAUUAGCACACAGGACCACCGUGCGGUGUAUUGUGUACCACUACUAUGAACUCGAACUGUGAGCUGGGCGCCAAUCCCAAGCGAUUCACCAUUGUCAAAGGCUGUCGAGAGAGACCGUUCUAUGUCGAGUUGUUCUACAUACCCUGGUCGAGACGUUGCAAAGGCUACCAGUUAAUGCGCCGCAAGUGUCAGCGCAGUCUAUAGCCUUGAGCGCAGUGUCAUGUAGGACUAGAAUGGAAUCGAGUGUAAUACAUGCGGUGUAUUAAUUUGUUGUUUGCCGAUAAUCGAUAUGUUGUUUGGUCUAUUCGCGGACAAAUGUAUCUAUCCACAGCUCAA
Messenger RNA from Amphibalanus amphitrite, 2277 nucleotides. RefSeq names its product general transcription factor IIE subunit 1-like. The record is from RefSeq and is a predicted model, not a curated record. Gene Ontology annotation, biological process: transcription open complex formation at RNA polymerase II promoter; transcription initiation at RNA polymerase II promoter. Lineage: Eukaryota; Metazoa; Arthropoda; Thecostraca; Balanomorpha; Balanidae. Gene Ontology annotation, cellular component: transcription factor TFIIE complex. The transcript is spliced from 8 exons. The coding region runs from base 155 to 1402 and encodes 415 amino acids.